UGAGAAAGGCAGACAGCGAGCUCCAAUCCGAAGCUCUUCGGCGUCAUGAGCAGCCAAUAGGAGUUCGUGUAGAAGCGAGUCUGCUCAACAGCUUGUUAUUUGGUGGAUUGUGGCAGUAAAUCGGGGCGAGUGGGGAACCCGGCGCAGGAACUGCCGCUGCGGCCGGGAGCGGCGCUUCCCGGACGGGGGCCCACGGCGGUCGGUAGGGCGGCGGACUGGAGAGCUGACAGCGCGCUGCACUCGCAGUAGGGACUGGGAAGAGAACUCGUGGAAGCUGGAACCCCACAGGUCACCAGUCAAGAUGAAGGCGGCAGAUGAGCCUGCCUACCUGACAGUGGGAACUGAUGUCAGUGCUAAGUACCGAGGAGCCUUCUGUGAGGCGAAGAUCAAGACUGUGAAAAGGCUGGUGAAAGUCAAGGUAUUGUUGAAACAGGAUAACACAACACAGUUGGUGCAAGAUGACCAAGUAAAGGGUCCCUUAAGAGUCGGAGCUAUUGUUGAAACAAGGACAUCUGAUGGAUCCUUCCAGGAAGCUAUUAUCAGCAAGUUGACAGAUGCUAGUUGGUAUACCGUGGUGUUUGACGACGGGGAUGAGAGAACGCUGCGGCGCACCUCCCUUUGCCUGAAAGGGGAGAGACACUUUGCUGAGAGUGAGACGCUUGACCAGCUUCCUUUAACGAACCCAGAGCACUUUGGAACACCAGUCAUUGCAAAGAAGGCGAACAGAGGGAGGAGGUCAUCACUUCCUAUCACUGAAGACGAAAAGGAAGAAGAAAGCAGUGAAGAGGAGGAUGAGGAUGAGCGGCGUCUCAGCGAUGGCUUACUGGGAAAGGUGGUGCGCGUGAGCACUGCAGCGGAGAGGCCGGAGUGGUACCCUGCUUUGGUCAUCUCUCCCAGCUGCAAUGAUGAUGUCACAGUGAAAAAGGACCAGUGUUUAGUUCGAUCAUUUAUUGAUUCUAAAUUUUACUCCAUAGCAAGAAAGGACAUUAAGGAGCUAGACAUCCUCAAUCUGCCAGAAUCUGAGCUCUGUGCUAAACCAGGGCUGCAGAGAGCAAGUAUCUUCUUAAAAGCUAGAAUCGUUCCUGAUAAUUGGAAAAUGGACAUAAGUGAGAUUCUUGAGUCAUCCAGCAGUGAUGAUGAGGAAGACUGCCCAGCUGAGGAGAAUGAAGAGGAGAAGGAAAAAGAAGCCAAGAAGGAGGAAGAAGAACCGCCUGAGGAAGAACUUGAUCCUGAAGAGAGGGACAACUUCCUGCAGCAGCUUUAUAAGUUUAUGGAAGACAGAGGCACUCCAAUCAACAAGCCUCCUGUUCUGGGCUACAAAGACCUCAAUCUCUUCAAGCUCUUUAGACUGGUCUACCAUCAGGGGGGAUGUGACAAUAUUGAUAGUGGUGCUGUAUGGAAGCAAAUUUAUAUGGACCUUGGCAUUCCAAUAUUGAACUCAGCUGCUUCCUACAAUGUAAAAACUGCUUAUAGAAAAUAUCUCUAUGGUUUUGAGGAGUACUGCCGUUCUGCAAAUAUUCAGUUCAGAACUGUUCACCACCAUGAACCCAAAGUAAAAGUGGAGAAAAAAGACUUUGAAGAAUCCAUGGAAGAGCCUCUAAACGCGAACCAGGAAAUGCCUUUAAUGGAGGUGAAGAGCGAGCCUGAGGAGAACACCGAAUCCAGCAGUGAGAGCGACAGAGAAGACACAGAGCAGAAGUCUCCAAGAGGGCGAAAGAAAAUUGUUCGAGAUGCAAAUUCUAUUAAAAAAGAAAUAGAAGAAGAGAAAAUAGAAGAUAAAUUCAUCAAAGAUGAUACUGAAAAUAAGGAUGUCGAUGAAGACUAUGAAACAGCAGAGAAAAAAGAAAAUGAGCUGCUACUCGGGAGAAAAAGUACACCAAAGCACAAAGAGAAGAAACUUAAAAGGCCAGAAGGUUCUGAGAAAGACUCAGAUGAAGAGGAAGAGCCAAGCCAAGAGAGGGAAGACACUGAGAGCAAAUGCGACUCGGAAGGGGAGGACGAUGGCGAUGACACAGAGCCCUGCCUGACAGGAACCAAAGUGAAAGUGAAGUAUGGGCGAGGAAAAACGCAGAAAAUUUAUGAAGCCAGCAUUAAGAGCACUGAGACCGAUGACGGGGAGGUUUUAUACUUGGUGCAUUAUUAUGGAUGGAAUGUCAGGUAUGAUGAAUGGGUCAAGGCCGACAGGAUAAUCUGGCCCGUGGACAAAGGUGGACCAAAGAAAAAACAAAAGAAGAAAGUUAAGAAUAAAGAGGAUGGUGAAAAGGACGAAAAGAGGGAUGAAGAGAGGCAGAAGUCAAAACGGGGGAGACCUCCUUUAAAAUCCACGCCCUACAGUUUAUCUAAGGCGGCCAACAGCGAAGGGAAAUCAGACUCUUGUUCAUCUGAUAGUGAAACAGAAGACCCUUUGGAGAAGAGCUUGAUAAGUGAAGAACUUUCUCCUGAUAUUAAAGAUGAAUUAGAAAAAAGUGAAAAUUUGAAUGAUGAUAAACUAGAUGAAGAGAACCCAAAGAUUAUACAUCUAUUAAAAGAAAAUGACAGGACUCAGAUGCAGCCCUCAGAGACCCUGAAGGUGGAAGUCGAAGACAAUGAUCAAAUAGUUCAUAUUUUUGGAAACAAAGUGGAACAAGUAGAAGAAGCUAAGAAACAGGUGGAAAAGUCCCCUAAAGGAAAGGGAAGGCGGAGUAAGACGAAAGACCUUUCUUUAGACAUUGGAAAGCUCUCCUCGUUCAGCCAGGAAGAAGCAGGCCCCGAAGCUCGUGCAGACACUCCUGGCCUGGAGUUUUCUUCACUAGAAUGUAAAAACUUCUCUUCUCCAGAAGAUGAGGUUGACCAAUAUGAAAAAGAGAAAAAGUUGAAACGGAAAAUACUGGGACAACCCUCGCCAGAGAAAAAAGUAAGGCUUGAGAACGGAAUGGAAGCCGCAGCCAGCCUAUCCCAAGACAGAGCCAGUGAUGGCGCUGGAACUGAGGGCCGGAGAGGCUUGCAUUUCGAGCAGCACUUUGAAACAGGAAGUGAAGGAAUGCCAUCACUGAUAGCAGAGCCGGACCAGGGCACUCAGGAGCUGACCAGUGAGAAAUCAGACAGCCCAGCUGAAGAACCUGUGCAUGUGGCACUCAAGGAGGAGGAGGACGUGAUGCCUCUGAUUGGGCCCGAAACCCUGGUUUGCCAUGAGGUGGACUUGGACGACUUGGAUGAGAAGGAGAAGAGCAGCACUGAGGACGUGGUAGUGGAAAGCUCCGAGUCUCACGCUCUGGCGUCCGUCCCGCCUGCCCUGCCUCCUGUAGCACAGCAUAACUUUUCAGUGGCUUCCCCUCUCGCUCUCAGUCAGGACGAGUCCCGGAGCGUGAAGAGCGAGAGCGACGGAACCGUUGAGGUUGAUAGUGUUGCCGGAGAGUCACAGGAAGGCCCCUGUGAGAGGGGGUCAGCAAACGGGUUUGAAGCCAGCGGUGCCCCUGGGACCUGUAGUUUAAUUGUCCAAGAGAGAGAGAGCAGAGAGAAGGGUCAGAAGAGGCCAAGCGAUGGAAAUAGUGGGUUGAUGGCAAAAAAGCAGAAGCGAACCCCAAAGCGAACAAGUGCUGCAGCCAAAAGCGAGAAGAACGGAGCAGGACAAAGCAGUGACAGCGAAGACCUCCCCACCAUAGACAGUUCCAGCAAACGCACACCAGUCAAGCAUCUCAACCUGUCUAAGCCGCAGAAGCUGGCCCGCUCCCCUGCAAGGAUCUCGCCUCACAUCAAAGAUGGAGAGAAAGAGAAGCACAGAGAAAAGCACCCAAAUUCAUCCCCCCGGACAUAUAAGUGGAGCUUCCAACUCAAUGAAUUGGAUAAUAUGAACAGUACAGAGAGAAUCUCUUUUCUCCAAGAAAAACUACAGGAAAUCAGAAAAUACUACAUGUCUUUGAAGUCUGAAGUUGCAACCAUAGACAGGAGGAGGAAAAGAUUGAAAAAGAAAGACAGAGAAGUGUCCCAUGCAGGAGCGUCCAUGUCAUCUGCUUCGUCAGACACGGGAAUGAGUCCCUCUUCAUCAUCUCCCCCGCAGAACGUCCUUGCUGUCGAGUGCAGGUGAUGAAAGCCCCACCUUCCAGCAGUUUGCUGCCAUGGACUUAGUUACAAACUCUGAACUACAGCCACAGAAAGCACUCAGCUGGCGAAGGAUCUCCUGUAUAUUUUUCCAGGAUUGUCUAUAUCCUCCUCUCUUCUUUUUUAUUGUUGCAAAAAAUAAGCUUAUUAAUAAUUGAAGGUUAGGUGACCUGCCAUAUUGGUCAUAAUUUUUCCUCUGUAUUUUCUUUUUCUUUCUUUUUUUUUUUUUUGUGAUAGAGAAAAAAGGGCACUUAGCAAAUUUGAAUUUGUAUAAUAAAGCUUUCAGGUGUUCUAGAAAUCCUAGACAAGUGAGUGCACGUGAUAACAUCAGACCACUACCUGGCUGGACAGUGCCUGCUGCACUUUCAGUGUGUGAACAUGAACACUUGGUGAGUAGGGGGGUGUUUUGUGUUUUUUAUUAUUAUUGUUGAUUUUUUUUAAUUUCAUUUUUUUUUUUUUGUGGAAGCACUUGCUAUGUAGAACUGCCAAAGCAUAUGUUCAGCAGUGUGCCCCAGUUUAAAGUGUAUAUGGGACAAAAUAAGUUGUGAAAGGAAGUAUAGUUGACUGAAAACUGCAGUUGUAAUAAGUCUUCCACUCUUUAUAGGACUUUUGAGCACACAAUUAUGCAAAUAUUUUAAUGUUUAUUAAUGUUUACAGUGGAAUUGUGAAUAAGUUUUCAGUGGACUAUCUUAUCCCUUGACAAAAAUAUUUUGUCUUUUUUCUAUGUAAUUUCAGAGUUUUUAUUUUGUUACAAAAAUACAAAAAUGAAAUAUAUAACAACAAUGAAGUUAUUUAACAAGAUUUCUAAAGCUGAAAAUUUUGUGUAAAAUAAGGUAUUAUCUUGCAACUUGUUAAAUAUAUUUAUUCAGACAUUGGAUGGUUGUAUUUUUAUGUAUUUUUUAAAAUAUUAAUAAAAUUGAAAAAAAGGAAAUUCUAGGUUAAUUCACUCUUUGAAUGGCAAUAGUUGUCAGCUGUCCCUUUUGCAGGAGGUCGUAUCUGCAGCCACGUGCGCUGCAGGGAGUCCGUGUCAGCCCUUCCAGCAGACAGCUGUCCGCGGGCACCUGGACCGUCAGCGUGUCCUGUGCGGAGACUGGGCAGUCGCAGUGUCCGCGCUGUCUGGAGGCCCAGGGUCUCGGUGCCCUCAAGAUGCUUUGUCACAGCGUUUUGUUUGCUAAGCUGCCGAAUAAGCUGACGCCUCCCACAGGCGAGCCACUGUGUGCGCCCUGUCUGCGGCGUAUUCCACAGGCCGGCGCAUGCAUAAAUAAUUCUUCCAGAAUCAUGUAUUUAAAGCAGUUUUGCAUAUACAUUAUGUAAAAGAGGUGAUUUUUUUAAAAACAAUUUUUAAACUCAUGUUUGUACAUUAAAAGGGGUUGUUUUGGGAGCCGCCUUUUCUGUGGUUCGUGUGCUGUAGCGUGUGGCCCGGGUGCUCCAGACCGUGGCAGACGGGGACAACACACUUGCGUCGGCAGAGCACAGCCUCACUGAAAUCAUUGUUUGUCUGCUCAUCUGCCACAUUGUGAACUUGUUAUUCAGAUUUCUUCCACUUUCUCAGAGAAUUAAAACACAAAAGCACUCUUGUAAUGUGAA
Messenger RNA from Arvicola amphibius (Eurasian water vole), 5664 nucleotides. RefSeq names its product AT-rich interaction domain 4A (gene Arid4a). The transcript is spliced from 24 exons. The record is from RefSeq and is a predicted model, not a curated record. Gene Ontology annotation, molecular function: transcription cis-regulatory region binding. Gene Ontology annotation, biological process: regulation of transcription by RNA polymerase II. The coding region runs from base 302 to 4063 and encodes 1253 amino acids. NCBI's taxonomy places the organism in Eukaryota, Metazoa, Chordata, Mammalia, Rodentia, Cricetidae. Gene Ontology annotation, cellular component: nucleus.